AUGGCGUGUCGGGUUGCAAGCGAGCUCCGAUUCCAUGUCAAUAUACCCCGGUUUGCCGAGAUAUUAUCCAUUCACUUGAAACAUCGGUUGGGUACGGAGGCAGGAUGGAGUCGGAGCAGGUUAGCGAGGUGACGGAUAGUAAAACAGAGGCGGAAUCGGGAAUAAAAGUGAAAACGGAGCCUCCGGAUGAGAUUAAGGAUUACGCCGAAGAUACGAUGAAUGAACUCCUCGGUUUAUAUGGGUAUGGGAAACUUGAUCAUGAAGAAACCGAGCGGUUAAAACUACAGAAGUACACAGAAUCCGAGAAGAAGAAACGCAAUGCAUCUGACGAUGAUGAUGAUGAUGAUGAUGAUGAUGAUGAUGAUGACUUUGAUAUUGAGGUUGACGGGAGUGAUGAUGAUGAUAUGGAUGAUGAUGACCUCGAUUUACAUGACGAACGGGAGGAUGGUGAUAGUGAUGGACCGUACGUGAGGAAGACACGAAGUCCAGGCUCCGAGGUGAGUGAGACGUCGCUUGCCUCCCAGUAUCAGACGAUCGCCUCCGCACUCAAAGAUGGAACUAAACCUUUAGAUAAACCCAACAGUUCAGGGAAAACCCCCGCCCAGUGCGCCUGGUGCCAAAAACCUGGGUCGAAACAGUACCAGUUGAAAACUCCGUCAGGCAACAAGACAUUCUGUAGUGAAGUCUGCUUCACACAGUGCAGACGCGCUUCAUUCAAACGGAAUAAGAUCUGUGACUGGUGCAAACAUGUUCGGCACACGGUCAACUACGUCGAUUUCCAAGAUGGCGAACAACAAUUGCAGUUCUGCAGCGACAAGUGCUUGAAUCAGUACAAGAUGAACAUCUUCUGUAAAGAGACACAGGAGCACCUGCAACAGAUCCGCGUUGAUCCAAAGGGUCCGCCGAAGGGACCCAAUAACCAAAUUCUGAUUACCCCUGAAUUAUGGAUGCACCCUGAUAGUAGCUCGAGUGAUAAACCGCUGGACCUGCAGUCGAAAGGUGCUGAGAAACCUCCUGGUAGUCCAAUAAGUGAUUCUGGAUCUGAAGAUGGUGAGAAAGGUGAUAUUGAAAAAACGGAGCGUAUCAGUAUCCGUAUCCCUGCUGAUGAUGUGAAGGUGUCUAGCGCUGAUUCGAGUCAUGGACGCAGUAACCAGCGGAAACCGUGCUACCCGAAACAGAUUUCCAUUUCACCAAACUCAUCGUCCUCUCAGAUGUCGGCAACGCCAAGUUUAGCCGGGUCUUUGUCACCAGUUGUUUCAAGGUCGACUGACUCGUUGAGCCUGUCACCCAGGCGGGACUCUUCUGGACCAACUCACAGCACCCACGUGGCUCAUGGAAUCAUGCCAAUCAUAUUGCCAAAGCAUACGUCUGUGCCUGUGAAGAAUAUUCAAAGCAGCCGGAGCACAGAAACACGAGAGAGAGGGCACUCGCCUUCAGGGACCAGCCCAGGACAAGCAAGACCUAAUUCACGUCCAGUCAGCUCUGCUGCACCUUCAGCACCCCCUGCUCAUCCUCACCCACACUUUCAACCACCUCCAGGCCUGAUGCCGCCUCUUCACCUUCUACCCCCUCACAUGAUGCCUCUCCUUCCUCCCCCUCCUCCUUACAUCCCCGGUGCUGGACCCAUCCCACCACUCACCCCUCCUGUUACUAUCCUAGUCCCCAUCCCCAUACCCAUACCCAUACCUAUACCGAUACCCAUACCAGUACCAGUGCCUCCAGGCUUCAUGAAAUUCUUUGAGAAAAAGGAGCCUGCUACCCCAGACCCUAAACCGUCGGCUGUUCCAUCUCGCAGCAGCAGUAACUCAUCAAACCAUACCAACCAUAACAGCCAACUAGAACUUAAACUUAAGACUGAAGGUCAUCAGGAUGAAGGUCAGGGUAAUCAAGAAGGUCGAGGUCAUCACCAUGAAGGUCGUGGGCAUCAGGAUAAAGGUCAGGGUCCUCACCGAGAAGGACAAGGCCACUGUGAAGAUCGGAGUCAUCAAGACGAACGUCGAGGUAAUCAUCGUGAAAGUCAGGGUCGUCAGCAUGAAGGUCAGCGAGAAGGUCGGGGUCAUCUAGAUGAAGGUCAGGGUCAUCACCAUGAGGGGCGUGUAAAUCAUCGUGAAGGUCAAGGACAUCGUCGUGAAAGUCCUGGUAAUCAUCGUGGACGUGAAGGUCAUCGUCAUGACAAUGGAAAAGAAGCUGUUACAAAUAAUCUGAGCCAUUUGUGUAAAGAAUCUGUGAAGGAGAACAUUAAACGUGAGCGCCAGUCACCUGACAGAGAUUGUAUCUAUUGUGCAUCAUGUCAGUCGGGUCAAAACCACGAACGGGUUCUUUGUACUGCUAAUAAGAGGUCACCACGACCUUGGAGUUCACCGUCAAGUUAUUCAAUAUCAGUGACGCCAACUCUAGCGAUUUCACCACAUGGUAAUCUAAUGACGUCAAUGAGUAUGGACGCUGAUCUGGAAGGGGUCGCCAUCGACCUGUCGACAGACAAAUCUAAAAAUAAACACACUGCCUUACGAAAGCUUACGCCACCACCAUUGUCCUCACCGCAUAGCAAUGGUUCAUCUGAUGGAGCACUGCCACUGACACCAAAAAUAAACAUUGCAGUUGCCAAGCUUCCGCCACUAGCUAGUCAGGUGACCAGUUCAAACAAUGUGCCACUCACCCCAGAUUCAGGUAACCCAUAUUCAUCGCGGAGAGGGCGGAUCUUAGACUCACCGAAUGCACCAAUUGGAAAGAAGCGUAGUCCUUCACCAGAGACACAUAGGUCACGUGGCCUCUUAGACUAUAAACGCCGAUGUUUGCGAACUAGGAUUAAGACAAAGUAGUCGCAGAUGAUGUUGUGGAUUAUUUUAGAUAUGUUGGUGUUUCAGUUUGUGAUCUUCUCGUCUUAAUCAAGUUGUGAAUCUGAUGAGUUUGUAAAUAUUGUGAUUCAUUUGAAAAUUGAAAGUCGCUAAACAUUUAUGAUGAAGAUAGAUUUAAACCAGUGAAUCUGAAUAAUCAGUAUAGACUCUUUCUAUAAAGGACACCCUUUUGAUGCUGUCAUUAAAAGAGAGGUGUCCUGAUUACAGAGGUCAGACUGAAGGCAAAUGACCAAUUCUCCUCCUUCCCGAUUAGCACACAUGGCAGUGGAGCGACUGCAAACUCGGCCAGGGUCCGCCGCUGUUAACAAUAGUGUCAUGUUACAGUUUUAGUGGCCUGAUGUGGCCCCAACUCACCAAUGUUUAGCCACUCCACCACCAGGUGUGCUGAUUUGAAAGAAGAAGGUUUCAGCGUUGUUACAGAGUGAUUUAAGAGAUGUUGUCGCGACGUUGUCCAGGAUUGUUGGAGACAAUGAGUAGUCGCUAGGAACAGUAGCUGCAGGAAGUAACUUUCCAGUUUGUGAUGCUUGUAAAGUGUAUAUUUAGAACCUAUUUGUGUUCACUGACGGAUUAAUUUAGUUAUAUCUGGUGAAGUGUGUUGUCACGGAUAUUUUUAACUUUUAUAUUCUACACAUGCUGAUUAUGAAUAAAAGUAACACAGAGUUGGGCCCUGAUACUGGUCAAUGAGAAAUAGAAGGAGUAACACAGGGUUGGCCCCUGAUGCUGGUCAAUGAGAAAUAGAUGGAGUAACACAGGGUUGGCUUCUAAAAGACAAGAGAAUGUUGACGCAGUGACCUACAGCUAUUAUUGCUGUGAUUGGCAAUAAAGAGAUCUCUUGCGGUUAAAACAAGUUGGCCUAAUCGCUUUGUUGGAUAUUAAUUGCAAGUUAAAGCAAUGACUGAUCCUUGUUGCCGGCUCCUGCGAUGACCCCCCCCCCACAUGCAAACAUGCAAUAAACAUCGCAGGAUGCAGCAACAAUCUCUUGUUUUUCGUUUGCCUCAAUUUGAUCUUCACUUUGAUCUUAUGUUGAGUCUUAUCCAAGACUUGACAACUGCCUGGUUUCCCUCUGAGUGAUAUUUCAAACAAAAUGGAUGAAAACUAUAAAACACUAACAGUCGUGCCCAACAUAAAGGGACAGACUCCUGCUGAAUCUUCUACUUCCAUUGAGUUGAAGAGCUUUGGUAAAAUACAAUUCGUACAGCUGCUAAAACAAGUGACAUUUGACACUGAAGUGCAUUUGUAAAUAGCUCACUUUAAAUUCUAUGAAUUAAUUAAAUUUGUUUGACUGAUAGUGCAUCAAACUUUCUUUCUUUUUGCUGUUAUUGUUGUUGAUGUAAGUUGUUUACUUUGAGACCAGGAAAAGUGUUUUGUCUCAUUAGGGAUUCUAGACCGGGAUUUUUAUAAAACCACAGACGAUUUGAUAAGCUCCACAGAACUCUUUCUAUCUCUAACUGUUUAUCAUUGUUCUAUAAUUGUUUAUCCAGCGAAAUACAACAUUUAAUUCAUUGUUCAGUUUAUUGAAGGUAUUUUUGGAGAGCUAAUACAAUCACAUUGAAGUUGUUCAUGACGGUUUGGAUAACUCAGAUUCAUUUGUAUUGGAAUUUCAAAUGUAUUUGAAUGAAUCUGAUUUAUUGAGAUACAGCCCCUUACAAAAAUGUCACACUUGUCAAAUUACACUUAUUUCAUCGAUGUAAGUCAUCAUUUUGCAUGUGGGAAACACAUCCAUGUGUAAAAUAUUCACCAGUGUGAAUGUAUCUAUCAAGCUUGCAAAAUAUUUUUUUACACCUUUAACAGGCAAAUCUCACAUGCCAAGACAAGUAGUGUGUAAAGUGAUCAGAACUUCACACAAUACGAAUAAAAGAUUUCAACGGGUGACAUUUUUGUAAGGAAUAGAUGGUUGAUGAAGUGCAUAUUGUCCUCUGGUUGGUACCUUAAAUACUUCCAUAGCCAGGCCUUCAACUGGGAAGUUUGACUUGACAACUAAAGUCUUUACACUUCUACUCCUAGGGUGCCAGAUAUAAAGUUUAAGAACUUUACUUCUGGCCAUCACUGUAUAGUAAACAAUAUUUCUGCACAUAACUAGCUGGGACUGUGCUGAUGAACACUAGAUACUUCCACACCUAUCGCUAUUAAAAAAGAUAAUGUCGCUAGAAAGUGUGAUGCAAGGGGAUGAAUUCUUGUAACCAGAUAACGUUCUUUGAGAAAUGUACCUUUAACCCUUUACUUCUGCCACUGCUGUUUAUAAACAUUUCAACAGAAUUGGAUUUAUCAAUGUUUCACACAAGUCGUUGGGAGUAUCUCACUAACUCUCACCAUAACAGUACCGAUAUCAUGUUUAUCUUUUUGUCUUGCUAUGCUUGGAACAUGGGUCCAAACUUUGUCCUACCUUAAUGGCAUUAAAUAUUCUGUCCUCAAUGUCAUAACCUAACUAUCAUCAGCUCAACUCGAGGGGGCGUAUCUGAUUUGUCCUCGUACCAUCUGAAGUAAACAGUUGACUGGGUCCAGUCUCUGUAAACGUUAGUGGCAAGUGCCAGCCUCAGCUCAACUAGGCCCUAUCUCCUUCAGUAAGUUUCGUCUACAAUAGCAGCGUCAGCACACCAACAUUGCUGCUGGCCACGCCCAGGUCUUAACACCCAAAAGAACCGGACCAAUCAAACAUGGUCCUUUUUACUCUCCUCAUAAACUUCCUGCCAAAUGCUUGUUAUUCAUCAUUAUAUCAACUACAUGUAUUGUCUGAUGACAGACAAAGCAUCCUCUGUUUCUGUCACCACUGAUUACAUAAACCAACUAACGACAGCCUAGAAUGUGAUUCCCCUAUAACCACUUUCAUCGUAAAGGGUCACUAUGGACAUAGUCACUGUUGGACUGCAGCAGCCUGACUUUUGUCGUUCACUGAGGCUGGAUGUCCAACAUCUGAACACAUGUUCUACAUGAAACCACUUACUGGGAAUAGACCUCCAGUAACAAUUGACCCGCCCGAUCUUUUGUGAGAAGUGACAUAGAGGGGUUAUAGUGCAUAACACCGAUCUAUACUUUGUGUGAGAAAAGAUCAGGUGUGUACGCUGUUGCUGGAAAUCUAUUCCCCACACAAUACGGUUAUGGGCACGUUGUGAUGGCUGAGCGGUCUAUAACAUGAGUUGACCAAGUAACCUGGAUGACAAUACGGUUAUGGGCACGUUGUGAUGGCUGAGCGGUCUAUAACACGAGUUGACCAAGUCACCUGCAUGACAAUACGGUUAUGGGCACGUUGUGAUGGCUGAGCGGUCUAUAACACGAGUUGACCAAGUCACCUGCAUGACAAUACGGUUAUGGGCACGUUGUGAUGGCUGAGCGGUCUAUAACACGAGUUGACCAACUCACCUGGAUGAUAGUUGGUCUGGGGAGGUUGCCUGUAGGAACAAAGGAUGUGACACUUCCACCUCAGUCUAAACCACUUCCUGCCAAUUUCACAGAAGUACACUUAUACAGAAAAGUAUAUUUUGCUGAAGUUCUGUUCCAUAGGCCAAGGAUACUACUAUGAAUUGGCUGGUUGCUGUGAAGACUUGGUGACCUUGCCUUCAUCUAUGUGGUUGCUGGGAACCUUACAGUUUUGACGUAAUGAAGAUAUCCUGUUAUUGUUGACGAGUAACUUUAUGUAUAGAUGGCAUAGAACAAGAUAACUAUUGUAAAAAACAAAAUGUAUAAAAUAGAUAUAUUAUUAUAUUUUUGUAAUAUAUUUG
Lineus longissimus is the source of this 6571-nucleotide messenger RNA. RefSeq names its product sine oculis-binding protein homolog. The record is from RefSeq and is a predicted model, not a curated record. Gene Ontology annotation, biological process: animal organ development. Gene Ontology annotation, cellular component: nucleus. Lineage: Eukaryota; Metazoa; Nemertea; Pilidiophora; Heteronemertea; Lineidae. The coding region runs from base 105 to 2819 and encodes 904 amino acids. The transcript has 4 exons.